AAUAUUUUAAUGACAUUUCACAAACAAACAUCAUGAAAGUAAUAUGGAUAUUUGUAAUUGUGGCCCUAGUUGGUCUGGAAUAUACUGCCAUUCUAGGAGCACCUCUAACAAAAUGGUUUAAAACCGAUAAUAAUACCUACUAUAUAGAAGAACAGAUCAAUUACACUUUUCAACAAUCCUAUGAUGAAUGCCAAAAGAAAAAUAUGGGUUUAAUAACAUUGAAAACCUAUAAAGAGGAUGAAUUACUAUUGAAAUAUUUGGCUCAAUCAUUUGAUCCUCAACCAGAAUUUUGGCUUAAUGCUGUGGAAAAUGUUGAUAUGCAGGAUAUUAAUAAAUUAUUGGAUUCUUUUAAGUUGGCCAGUCUUUUAAAUAUCAAAUUAGAUGGUGUUAAUGAGCCACAAAUUAUACAAUCUAAUAAUCCCAAUAACUGUGCCGUUAACGUGGAAGGUGCUACAAAAGAUUGUGAUAUUCUACGUGGUUUUAUAUGUCACGAAAACAAUACCAAAUCUAGUGGUGGUGGUCAGAAUAUACAAAAUAUUGUAUUGAAAUUUAAUUAAAAUAAUAAAAAAUGUAUGUGGAAAAUUUAAAAAA
Messenger RNA from Lucilia cuprina (Australian sheep blowfly), 591 nucleotides. RefSeq lists its product as uncharacterized. NCBI's taxonomy places the organism in Eukaryota, Metazoa, Arthropoda, Insecta, Diptera, Calliphoridae. Bases 33 to 557 code for a protein of 174 amino acids. The transcript has 3 exons. The record is from RefSeq and is a predicted model, not a curated record.